This is a messenger RNA of Drosophila mojavensis, 1987 nucleotides long. Its product is annotated as sperm-associated antigen 7. Gene Ontology annotation, molecular function: nucleic acid binding. Bases 188 to 970 code for a protein of 260 amino acids. NCBI's taxonomy places the organism in Eukaryota, Metazoa, Arthropoda, Insecta, Diptera, Drosophilidae. The record is from RefSeq and is a predicted model, not a curated record. The transcript has 11 exons.
UCUGGUAUUUUGGUGGAGAAGCACCGGUAAUCUAUUUUGUACAAUACAUAUGAAAAUAUAAAUAUAAUCCAAAUGUUGCCUUUAAUUUAAUAAACUAGCAACAUUUAAUAGAAAUCCGUGUGUGCUUUAUAAAAUAAACAUUUGAGUUCAGCAUUAAUGCGCACUCAGUUAAAAUCGCAGCGACAAAAUGGAUUUGCUUGACUCAAUACUUAACUCAAUGGAUGCUCCGCCAGCAACAAAUGAACAACAAAAGACGCUUAUCAAAAAACAACGCGAAAUGGUGGAGCGCUUGCAAAACAAGCAAAAGGAGGAGCUAUUACGAUUUCGAAAGUAUGUAGAGGAGAGAAUGGGUCGAUUUGCCAAGGACGAUCGGACAUACAUCGAGUUCCAGCCGUUGGAUAAAGUGCAUCGCUCUGUCAUACAUGAAAUAGCUGAGAACGGCGGUUUCAUUGCGAUGAGUUUCGGACGAGAGGAGGAGGACCGUCACUCGGUGGUCUACAAAAAGGAACACCCACCAAGCGAGGACGAAGUAGCAGCCCGUCGUAACGGCGAGGGCUGGAACAAGGAGAUAGCCAAAGAAUACUCUGAGCGACGAAAAGAACGUUUAGCCCAGGAGCAAAGCCUGAUUAAUAAAGAAGCUAAUUCUGAAGCCGGCACCAGUCGAGUUCAUGGCAGCAGCAGCAGCAGCACAGAUCCCACAAGCAUUGAAGUGAAACCUACCACUAAUUAUAAAGCGAAAUAUGCACAUCUAAUUGGCGAAUCGGCAGCAUUGCAAGCGGCCCGAAAAACAGAGACAAAUCAAAGCUACGGCUUUGUGCCCAGUAAGAACAAAAAGGACAUGCGUUCCAUCGAGCAGACUCUAGCUGAUAUACAGGCGAAAAAACGCCUAAAGUUACAACAGCAACAGCAGGAACAUAACCUGAACAUGGCGGCAUCCCUGGACGUUAAUCCUGACGCAGAAGAGCGAUAAAUAAUAGUAAUAAGUUUAUUGCGCAUAUUUGAGCUAAAAAUGACGGAAAAUGUUCAAAAUAACGAAUCAUACGGUAUUUUAAAAUGCACUAAAAUUAGCAGACUUCAAAUGUAAAGUUGAUACCACGUGGAAGGAAUGUCAACCCAGAAUGUGGUUGGAAUGCUGUGUACUAAUUGCUAACACCUUAGACCUGACUUCAAUUACCUGAUGAAGACUACACAACUAUUAGAAGUAACUUCCAGACGAACAUUCUACCUUAAAUAUGACUACAGGCCUUUGAAGGAAGCUACUUCCAGAUCCUAAAUGGCUUGAAACCCAGAAUAUGGUGGACGGUACAAACUUUGACACGGAAAUUGCUGCUAGGUGCUAAUUCGCUUGAAACACAGAAUAUGGUGGACGGUACAAACUUUGACACGGAAAUUGCUGCUAGGUGCUAAUUCGCUUGAAACACAGAAUAUGGUGGUCGGUACAAACUUUGAGACGGAAAUUGCUGCUAGGUGCUAAUUCGCUUGAAACACAGAAUAUGGUGGACGGUACAAACUUUGAGACGGAAAUUGCUGCUAGGUGCUAAUUCGCUUGAAACACAGAAACUGUUAAUAGCUACACACUUUUGAGGGAAGUUACUCUCAGAUGAUAAAUGGCUUGAAACGCAGGUACAACUGAUGUCUAUGAAUGAUUUAUCAAUUAUUGAACUGAUUCAUUAUUAGAAUAAUCAAUAGAUGGUAGAUGCUUUAAAUGCAAAGAAGGAAGUCAUUCCCAGAUCACGUAGAAGUUUUAUCAAUUUGUUAUUAUCCUAAUUAACUAUAAACUAAGCAUCUGUUUCUAACAAUCAAUCCGAUUUGAAUUACCUCUUUAAUGAAGAAAAAUAUUAAAGGGGAUAUGCCUCAGGUAAAUAUAUUUUGUAUUAAAUAUGAAAUGUUUUCUCACAAAAUGGAAUAAGUAGUAUCAUAUUCAUUGAUAUAUUUGUAGUUGAUAGUAAAACUAGACAAUUAAAAAUAAAUUUGAAAGAAAAAUCGA